Messenger RNA from Anolis sagrei ordinatus, 3312 nucleotides. NCBI's taxonomy places the organism in Eukaryota, Metazoa, Chordata, Lepidosauria, Squamata, Anolidae. The record is from RefSeq and is a predicted model, not a curated record.
AUGUUUUUAGUGGCUCCAAUAAAAGCUCUCUGCAGUCAACGUUUUGAUGACUGGAAAGAAAAAUUUGGGCCCAUUGGACUCAUCUGUAAGGAACUAACAGGAGACACCGCUAUGGAUGAUUUAUUUGAAAUACAGCAUGCUCACAUUAUUUUGACUACACCAGAAAAGUGGGAUAGCAUGACCAGAAAGUGGAGAGAUAACUCCUUAGUUCAGCUAGUAAGAUUGAUCCUCAUUGAUGAGGUUCAUGUUGUGAAAGAUGAGAGCCGAGGUGCUACACUUGAGGUUGUGGUCAGCCGGAUGAAGACUGUUCAAUCCUUUCUUUCAUGUGUCUCUGAGAGUUCUGACUCAGUGCAUUCAAUGAGAUUUGUGGCAGUUUCUGCAACAAUCCCAAAUGCAGAAGAUAUUGCGGAAUGGCUUUCAGAUGGCAAGGGGCCUGCUAUAUGUCUGAAGAUAGAUGAAAGAUACCGACCAGUGAAGCUUCGGAAAGUAGUGCUUGGAUUUCCCUGCAGUAGCAACCAAACAGAAUUCAAAUUUGACUUAACACUUAACUACAAAGUAGCUAGUGUUAUUCAAACGUAUUCUGAACAAAGGCCGACCCUUGUGUUCUGUGCCACGAGGAAAGGAGUACAGCAAGCUGCUUCUGUACUAGCUAAAGAUGCUAAAUUUAUUAUGAAUGUGGAACAGCUAGAAAGGUUGAAAAAGUGUACCAAGUUGGUAAAAGAAGCCAGACUGAGGGAGCUCUUGAUCUGUGGAAUAGCUUAUCAUCAUGCUGGAGUAGAGGUGUCUGAUAGAAAAAUCAUUGAAGCAGCUUUUAAUAUGGGAGACAUACCAGUUCUUUUUACUACCAGCACUCUUGCUAUGGGAGUUAAUUUACCAGCACACCUAGUAAUUAUAAAAUCAACAAUGCAUUAUGCUGGAGGAAUGUUUCAGGAGUACAGUGAAACUGAUAUUUUACAAAUGAUCGGAAGAGCAGGAAGACCUCAAUUUGAUACAACAGCCACAGCAGUUAUCAUGACAAGGCUAAGUACAAGAGAUAAAUAUGUUCAGAUGUUAAAUGGUACCGAUACAAUAGAAAGCAGCUUGCACAUGCAUCUUAUUGAACACUUAAAUGCUGAAAUAGUGUUGCACACCAUUACUGAUGUGAACAUAGCUUUAGAAUGGAUACGAUCAACCUUCCUUUAUAUCAGAGCUUUGAAGAAUCCAGCUUAUUAUGGAUUUUCAGCUGGACUAGACAGAAAUGGAAUUGAAGAAAAGUUGCAAGAAUUAUGUUUGAAGAACUUGAAUGAUUUAUCAUCAUUUGAUUUGAUCAAGAUGGAUGAAAAACUCUAUUUCAAGCCAACAGAGACUGGACGACUAAUGGCUUGGUAUUAUAUUGCCUUUGACACCAUGAAAAAGUGUUUCAUGAUUAAAGGAACUGAGACUUUAUCUGAUCUGAUCACAUUGAUAUCCAGCUGCAGUGAAUUUUCAGACAUCAAGUUAAGAACAAAUGAGAAAAAAACACUUAAUGCUUUGAAUAAAGACAAGAACAGGAUAACUAUAAGAUAUCCAAUGGAAGGGAAAAUAAGAACAAGAGAAAUGAAAGUGAACUGUCUCAUUCAGUCACAGCUAGGAUGCUUUCCCAUUCAAGAUUUCACUUUGACACAAGAUAUAGGCAAGAUUUUCAGAAGUGGUACAAGACUUACAAAAUGGUUGUCGGAAUUUCUGGCUUCUCGUGAAUACCACUUUUCAGCCUUAUUAAAUUCUUUGAUUUUAGCAAAGUGCUUCAAAUGUAGACUUUGGGAAAACUCAUUAUAUGUAUCUAUACAGCUUGAAAAAAUUGGUGUGAUGCUGUCAAGUGCAAUGAUGAACGCAGGCUUGACAUCAUUUAAAAAAAUUGAAGAUACGAAUCCAAGAGAACUUGAAAUGAUUCUGAAUAGGCAUCCUCCUUUUGGGAGUCAGAUUAAAGAAGUGGUAAUACAUCUUCCAAAAUAUGAACUCAACGUAGAGCAGCUGGGAAAUUACAGCAAAUCAGUAGCUGAAAUCCUAGUGACAGUCAUAUUAACCAACUUUGAACAGCUGCAGACAAAGAGAACCGCCCCAGAUUCUCACUAUGUAACCUUAAUAAUAGGAGAUGAUGAUAAUCAGGUGGUUUUUAAGCAAAAGAUCACGGAUUCUGCUUUGCUGAAAAUUGGAAAAUGGACUAAAAAGGUUGAAGUGAGAAGAGCUAUUAAGUCUGAGGAGCUUAGCAUAAAUCUCAUCAGCUCUGAAUAUGAAGGUACUGGUAGACAAGAGAUUGUCAACAGAACGCCUGCAAAUCGAAAGUGCAAUCAUCACUGCAAAAAUAAAGAUGGAUGCGGACAUGACUGUUGUAAAACUGGAGUUUUACAGAAAUAUGAUACGAAAAGAGAGACAGUGAUUUCUUCAUAUCUUACUGAUUUGAGAAACAGGAAUGCAGUAUCUACUGUUCCUCCAGUCAAACGAUUAAAGAUGCUGAUGUCAAAUCAAUCUCCAAAAGUGAAUCUUAAACAUUUUAGUUAUACUCCUAAAUCUUUUCUUCCAAGAUUGCCAAGGAUGGGGUAUGCACAAGAUUCAGGGUUCACUUUACCAGAAGAGAGAAAUAAGGCUGAUGUUCAUGAAAAAUUUCCACAGGAACCUGAAGGUUGCAGAUUGGAUGGUUUCUUUGUUGGCAAGCAGCCUGCAACUUUAAAUGAAAAAUUCCAUCAGACAAUGAUUUCAAACAACAAUCUCAAAGAUUCUUUUAUGAACAACUUGACAGAUGCAGAUAAAAGCAGUGCUUUGUUUUCAAACCCUUUGAAAGUGAACUUUGAAUUAGGAAAUGAGGUUUGGGAUGAUUACGAUGAUGGGAGUUUAGUCCAUGCAAGCACUUUUAUUGCUGAUAUGGAAACAACAAAAAAAUCAGAAUAUUCUCAUCUGGAAGCUAUAAACAUGCACAAAAACUCAAGAAAAGCUACCUCUUUCCCCCCAAAUACACCACAAAAACCAUUUAAAAGCUUUUCUGUAUUUAAAGAGAAACCUGAAUUCUGCAAACAGAAUUCUGAUUCCCCAACAUUGACUCCCUCAUCCAAUGUAAAUUAUCUUGCAGGACAUGGAUGUGAAAAUUUAGGCUUUCAAGAAGAAUACAAUCCUCCACCAGAGAUUAAAUGUCCACAGUUUACUACAUCCUCGGAAACAGCCUUGAGGUGUAACCAAGUCACAGCAAAGGGGGACUUUUUUAUCUGUAACAAAAGAAUGACAAAAGAGGCUGAUCUCAGGCAUCAGCUUUCUGAUGAUGAUAUUAAACCUUUUCUUGGAAUAUUUGAUGGCAUUUUCUAA